AUGCCAUUGAACAACAUCCUUGAAGUAGAAAUUUUUUAUGUAUGGGGUGUCGACUUUAUGAGGCCUUUCCCUUCUUCUUUUGGAAACCAAUAUAUAUUGGUGGCAGUUGACUAUGUGUCCAAAUGGGUUGAGGCCAUCGCUUCCCCUACUAAUGAUUCUCAAGUCGUCAUUAAGUUGUUUAAAAAAAUCAUUUUUCCAAGGUUUGGUGUGCCAAGGGUUGUGAUAAGCGAUGGAGGGUCUCACUUCAUUUCUAAACAUUUUGAAAAACUUUUUCAAAAGCUUGGUGUGAGGCACAAAAUUGCAACACCCUAUCACGCACAAACUAGUGGACAAGUUGAGGUCUCAAAUAGACAAAUCAAGGCUAUUGUUGAAAAAACCGUUUCGACCUCUAGCAAAUAUUGGUCAAGUAAGCUCGACGAUGCUCUUUGGGCUUAUCGCACGACUUACAAAACUCCCAUUGGAAUGACCCCUUUUAAACUAAUCUAUGAGAAAUCUUGUCACCUUCCGGUUGAGCUUGAGCACAAGGCCUAUUGGGCAAUUAGAGACCUCAACUUAGACCCCAAUUUAGAUGGUGAGAAAAGAAAACUUCAAUUAAAUGAGCUAGAGGAACUUAAGAUAGAUGCCUAUGAGAAUUCCCAUAUUUACAAGGAAAGAACUAAGAGAUGGCAUGACAAGAAAAUCUUCAAAAGACACUUCAAAAGUGGUGACCUUGUGCUGCUCUUUAACUCUAGGCUGAAGCUCUUUCUAGGUAUAUUAAGGUCACGAUGGUCCGGUCCAUUUCAAGUCCGCAAGGUCUACCCUUAUGGGGCAAUUGAGAUUUUUUCUAAGGAUACCGGAUCAUUUACGGUUAAUGUGAAAAGGCUAAAAAUCUAUAACAAUGGAGAGGUAAAUGAAGAGGUGGCUGAUUUUACUCUACGUGACCCUCUUUGA
Messenger RNA from Medicago truncatula (barrel medic), 930 nucleotides. RefSeq lists its product as uncharacterized. The coding region runs from base 1 to 930 and encodes 309 amino acids. Gene Ontology annotation, biological process: DNA integration. The record is from RefSeq and is a predicted model, not a curated record. Gene Ontology annotation, molecular function: nucleic acid binding. Lineage: Eukaryota; Viridiplantae; Streptophyta; Magnoliopsida; Fabales; Fabaceae. The transcript has a single exon.